UACGCCACUAAUUUCACCGCUUAUAUAAGAUGCUCUCACAACCCUAGCGCCCACCUGCUCCCGCCGCCGCCAACUCGUUCUACGCGUCGUCUCGCCUCUGCCGUCGCCAUGGGGAGAAGACCGGCUAGAUGCUACCGCCAGAUCAAGAACAAGCCAUACCCGAAGUCAAGGUACUGUCGAGGUGUUCCUGACCCCAAGAUCAGGAUCUAUGAUGUUGGCAUGAAGAGGAAGGGAGUGGAUGAGUUCCCCUUCUGUGUCCACCUGGUUAGCUGGGAGAAGGAGAAUGUUUCCAGUGAGGCUCUUGAGGCUGCCCGCAUUGCUUGCAACAAGUACAUGACCAAGAGUGCUGGAAAGGAUGCCUUCCACCUGAGGGUCAGGGUCCAUCCGUUCCAUGUCCUUCGUAUCAACAAGAUGCUUUCAUGUGCCGGGGCUGAUAGGCUCCAGACUGGAAUGAGGGGUGCUUUUGGCAAGCCCCAGGGUACCUGUGCUCGUGUGGACAUUGGUCAGGUCCUCCUCUCUGUACGCUGCAAGGAAAGCAAUGCUAAUCACGCUGAAGAAGCCCUCCGCCGCGCCAAGUUCAAGUUCCCUGGCCGCCAAAAGAUCAUCCGCAGCAGGAAGUGGGGCUUCACCAAGUUCACCCGCGCCGAGUACCUCAGGUACAAGAGUGAGGGUAGAAUCGCCCCUGAUGGUGUCAAUGCUAAGCUGCUUGGCGUCCAUGGCCCCCUGUCUAAGCGUGCCCCUGGGAAGGCGUUCCUUGCGGACAACAUUCAAGCGUCUGCGUAGACUAAUAUUUCUCCUGCUGAAUGGAACUCCAGAGAUUUUUGCCUAGAUCUAAUUCUGCAUGCUAGAACCUGAGUAAUGUCUUGUUCGAAUGAUCUACUUGUGUAGCCUAGUUUAAUAUGGAGGUUAAAUAUCCAUAAUAUCUUGUUUGAACCCUUGGCUCAUAGUCGUCAUCAAAAGGGCUGCAUCUUUUUUGGGGCUGUGAAUUUAUAGCUUUUCUGAACCCCUAGUGCUCUGUUUUGCACUAUAUUUUUGUGUGAAUGAAUUCGUCUUCUGUACCUUUUUCGUCAUGUCCAGUCCCAGGAUUUUGCAUUCA
This is a messenger RNA of Panicum hallii, 1096 nucleotides long. Its product is annotated as 60S ribosomal protein L10-1. Gene Ontology annotation, biological process: ribosomal large subunit assembly; translation. Bases 109 to 783 code for a protein of 224 amino acids. Gene Ontology annotation, cellular component: ribosome; cytosolic large ribosomal subunit. Lineage: Eukaryota; Viridiplantae; Streptophyta; Magnoliopsida; Poales; Poaceae. The transcript has 4 exons. Gene Ontology annotation, molecular function: structural constituent of ribosome. The record is from RefSeq and is a predicted model, not a curated record.